UUAAGUGACGCGUAACCUAGAAAUAUUUAAAUUGUGUUUGUUUUGAAUUUUCAAAAUAUAUAUAUAUAUUAAUAUAUAUAAAGUAUUUUGUUUGAAAAAUAUUUAAACAGUAUUUAAAAAAUAUAAUAAUGUCUAAAGGAAAAGUUAUUGAGAAUCCAGAAGUGCCAGGUUUUGAACGAAUUCUGCCACCGCCGCCGAUUAUUUUAUCAUCAGAAAUUACAGUGGAUCCUUCAGUUCUGACAGCACCACCUCCACCACCACCACCAUUACCGUCACCGUCACCAGCAGCUAUUGAUCCGAGUGUGAUAACGUCGCCACCACCUCCACCGGCACCAGUACCAGCGCCAGUACCAGGUCCUGGACCUGUUCCUGCUCCUGGAGCAAUGCAGCCGCUGAUGAAUUCAUAUUAUGCUAAUCCCAUUCCACCUCAGUCUGUUCCCUGGUGGAUUCCUACGGAAGCCGACACCCAGGACACGUAUCCAUGGUACGCUGAUCACAAUCCGCGAGCAGCUUUUAUCCAAACAGAAAAACCUAAACCAAAAGUACAAAAACGUAAACAUGAUGUCAUUGAUCCUGUUCAAGAUGCUGAAAAAGUUGCGGCUGCUCAGCGUGAAUUGACAUCAUUAAUGAAACCACUUAAAUGCGAUCUUUGCAAUGCCGUUAUGAAUUCAACGCUGCAGGCUAAAUUACAUUAUGAUGGUAAACCUCAUCAGAAAAAAGUAUCCAUGUACCUUAACCAGAGUGUAAAGAGGAUUAAAAGUGACUCUGGGACAGUCAAUACCGUUACCAAUAAUGACUGGGACAGUUACUGCGAUGUAUGUAAGACCUGGUUUACGUCGCAAACUGACGCAGCUCAGCAUUACGCUGGAAAAAAACACAUAAGAGCGACAACUGGAGCUUCUAAACACAAGACGCACAAAAAAAAUUCAAACCAAGUCCCGGUGGAUCCGACUGGUAGAUUUGGAAUUGGAACGGGUUUCCAUGGGAACAACAGCGUUCCGGUUGCUCCAGUCAUAGUGCCGCCGGUAGCACCUCCAGUGGCGCCUCCAGUAAUUCCAGUAGCGGCCCCGAUAGUCCAGGUCGCACCUGUUCCGCCCGUGCCAGCUGUUAGCGAGAUUGGUGUAGGAUCACCGGGCGUUGCUGGACUCGAGGGAUUCGCACCUGGAGCAGCGAGUUACGGUAUGGCUUUACGUUGUGACUUGUGUGGAGUCUCGGCAAAUCGACUGGAACAGCUGGAGACUCAUCGACGUGGUGCUCGGCAUCUUAAAAUGAUGCGGAUGAGUGGUCUGGCACCUCCAGAAUCCAUGCAAGAACCCACGACAAUCGACUAUUCGAUUUAUCGUACGCCUUCUGGUUCUUACUACUGUGCGCCGUGCAACAAGUCGUUCACAUCGGAAAAUAGCUUUGGGCAACAUGUGGAAAGUAAAAAACACAAAAACCAAGUAAACAUAAAAACACAGUGCAAUCAAACAACGACUGGUAAUAAAAAAGACAAAAAGAAAAAAAAAAAACAAAUAAAUAAAUUGUAAAUUUAUAAAUUUUAUAAAUUUCUUAAUAAAUUUUUCAUUCUUAAAUUUGUUAUAAAUAUUG
This is a messenger RNA of Microplitis demolitor, 1590 nucleotides long. RefSeq names its product zinc finger protein 346-like. NCBI's taxonomy places the organism in Eukaryota, Metazoa, Arthropoda, Insecta, Hymenoptera, Braconidae. The transcript is spliced from 7 exons. Gene Ontology annotation, molecular function: zinc ion binding; nucleic acid binding. The coding region runs from base 129 to 1529 and encodes 466 amino acids. The record is from RefSeq and is a predicted model, not a curated record.